UCACAGUCCGAGUGCGUUGCUUGGAUACGAAGAGGCGUCUAUCGAAGCGCGACUGCAAGGAAGGAGAGCAAAGUUUUUGCAAAUGGCUAAUGAAGUCAGUAGCGCACCCCUAGACAUGAUCGGACCAGUCGUUCCUGGACGCUGGAACUGGAUUGAAGAUACACACUCUCUGGAAUUCUUUAGUUUCAGCUCAUCAGUAGAAUCUAAAGAUAAAAGAAAGAAGAGCAACAAAACUAUCAAUUUUCAGGACUUUGGCAGUAAGCAUUCAGACAGAUUGCCAUCUGCCCCGGCUAGAGGCACCAAUGAUGCAAAGACCACUGCAGAUAAAAAAAAAAAUCAGAAAGCCGAAUCGGGCUCACCAAAGCCCGCUCUGAAGCGGGGUCACCAUGAGACAGUCACCCUGGAAGAUGUUAAAGCUGUGGCUCUUGGCUUGCUGAAAGAAAAUGAAAACCAGCCUAUCGCCUCCUGGUUUAUGGCUUUAAUAAGGAGUCCGCAACUGAAUGACUUCUUGUCUGCCCUUCUUUUAUAUUUAUCCUUCUACUUUGAGGAGAAAGCUGUGAUAAAGAAAUGGGCAUCCCUGCUCCUCCGGGAGCCAAGUUUGCAAGAUAAAAGAGACUUAGCUCUUCUGCAUGCAAAGGUCGAAGCGGCCCGUAAGCAGUUUGCAUUGACGUACUCCAUCCUUGUGCUUGGGCUGGGGAUUGAGGAACAGCAUCAUUUAGCAUGUGGGAAGAAAAGAGGUUCAUCCACUUGCAAAGACAGGCUGUUAUUUGAAUGCAUCUACGACUACUGUGCCUAUGUGGCCUGGGUGACGUUUAGACGGAAGGACCUGCCAGGCAUUCAGGAGGAAGUCUACAGACUUUUUCGCACAGAUAACUUCAAUGCUAUAAGGCGAGUGAGGAUAGAAGAGAAAUCUAAAGCAAAAGUUGUAUCCAAAGGUGGCAGAGCUUCUCCUAGUAAUGUGAGGAGGAGCCUUCCCAAGCGGCCAUCGAUAAAGAGCAUUAUUCACCAGAGAUCCCCAGCAAUGGUGUCUCUUCUGCCUUCUCCUAAAGAAAGUGCACUACAUUUGUAUAAACAGCGUCAUCUUUCCCAAGAAGGCAGCACAGAUGUUUUUGACUUGGAUGCUUUCUCAGAGGAGCUCACUGCAGCUUUAUCUUCAAAGAUUGGAAUCAUUGGAGAGCCUCUCCGACAUUUUAACCCACAGACCCUGAUACCUCGUGAUGCAGAGCGUGAAGAAGAAAAUGAAGAGACUGAGACUGAAGAGAAGGGAACCGAUGAAAAUAUGAGAAAGAGUAAAACAUCAUUUGCAUCGAGGGGCCAAUUGUCUGGUCUACAUGAGUCAAAUGGCAACAUGAGUCGACCAGUGACGGUCAUUUCAAGAGCUACCACAGAGGGCGUUUAUUCUGAUACAGAAUAAAAGGGUUCAAUGUGAAAACCUGUUUAUUAUAUUCAUCAUUAUUAUGCUAAAUUAUAUGUUACUUCACCAAAACUGUGAUUUUAACUGUUAAGAGCAUAGGACGUCCAGCAUGUGGAACUUUACUAAUUAAUAAUUAUAAUAUUCACCAGGAUCAAUUAAACUAAAUCAUACAUUUACUGGGUAAUUAUGUAAGCAGAGAAAGAUUUCUAUGAAAAAAGUUAUGCAUUUCUUAUGUCAAAACAAGUCGGUACACAAGUGUUUGCCAAACUCAAAGCUAUGACUGCAUUUGCGAAGAUUUGCUAGGCUCAGUACUGUUGGUGCUGCACAGAGUCUGCAAAGAUUUUUAUGCAGGAACAACGUGGAACACUGAAGUACCUCUUAGGGUUGGAUAGUUAAUGACAGGCUCAAAUGCAUGCACCAUAUUUUACAGA
Erpetoichthys calabaricus (reedfish) is the source of this 1845-nucleotide messenger RNA. RefSeq names its product protein phosphatase 1 regulatory subunit 36. The coding region runs from base 83 to 1414 and encodes 443 amino acids. Gene Ontology annotation, molecular function: phosphatase binding. Gene Ontology annotation, biological process: negative regulation of phosphatase activity. The transcript is spliced from 11 exons. The record is from RefSeq and is a predicted model, not a curated record. Lineage: Eukaryota; Metazoa; Chordata; Cladistia; Polypteriformes; Polypteridae.